AUGGCGAACAAGGCAUGCGGAUUUCUCUCUCGUCAGCUUGUUCCAGCUUUAUGCAAGACUUUGAAAGGCCCUCUGAAUGCUUCAAAAACAGAUGCUGCCACCUGUGUUAUGAGAGGAAAGUACCCUGUUGGCUCCUUCAGUAUCAACAGACAUUUCCACAUUUCAAACAGUACCCACAGUCGGAGAUUUGGCACAGCUGCAGAGCUGAAGUGUUCUCCCGAAGUCAGUAAAACUGCUGUGGACUUGGUGAAUGAAACAUUGGCGUCGGAGGACUUAGGGAGACUGUUUGCAGUCGUACAAGUGGCAGGGAAACAACGUAAGGUUACAACAGAGGAUGUCAUCAUUGUAGAGGCAUACUUCCCACCAACUGUUGGUGACCGAAUCAGAUUAGAAAAGGUGUUGCUGGUUGGUGGGAAAGAUUUUACCCUUAUGGGGAUGCCCAUGCUAAGCCGACAACAAGUUUGUGUCGAAGCCACAGUCAUUGAGAAAACCUUAUCACAUUACAAGAUUAAUUUUGGGUACAAACGCAGACAUCGGCAUUCUCACUUCAAAUUGACGAGGAACCAACAGACAGUCCUGCUCAUUAACAGUAUAGAAGUGAAUAGAAGCAUUGAGUAUUAAAAGUAAAAUUGUGACAAGGAGAAAGAAGUUAUAAAGUAUUCUGCUGUAUAUGUGUAGCUAGAAGUAAUUGAUUACCUGUGACUAUCUGGGAAUGAAUUACCCUUGACUACCUGGAAUUGAUUACUUGUGACUACCUGGAAUUAAUUACUUGUGACUACCUGGAAUUGAUUACCAGUGACUACCUGGCAGUUGAUUAGCAGUGACUACCUGGAGUUCAUAACAUCUCAUUUCCUCCAAUGUAUAGCAUGUGGUGACCUUGAAUUGAUUAUGAGUAAAAGUUAACAUGUGACUGCAUAGAAUUUAUUACCAAUAAUUUUCACUGGUUGUCCAGCAACACUUUAGCCAAAAUCUACUUCAGGAUAAGUUCCUAAUUCACAGUGUUGUGAUCGUAUCAGUGAGCUGUGUCAAAAUGACACAGAUGUGUUCAGAGAAUGACAUGAACAAUGAACAUAAAUAAAUUUCAUGGUAUUACCCUUCUUGUUUGUUCAUGUUCAACACACAUUUGGGUAUAUUGUAAUGGACAGUUCUUUGUUAUGGUUUAUGUCAAACAAAGACAUGAUCACAUGACAUUGGAUGUCAUGUGACACUUGUUGUUUAUCACUGAUCAUGAGAUUGUAGAUUUCAAGAAAACAUUUCAACUUUUUCAUUCAAUUGUAUACCAUCAAUAAUUCAUGUCAUGACAUUGACUCUCAGCUGACAAUUGAAGCAUCAAACUCCUUAUGUAGAAAUAAGUAAUAAAACUGUAAACUUUGA
Molecule: messenger RNA, 1374 nt
Organism: Ylistrum balloti
Lineage: Eukaryota; Metazoa; Mollusca; Bivalvia; Pectinida; Pectinidae
Product: large ribosomal subunit protein bL21m-like
Exons: 7
Coding region: 1-621 (206 amino acids)
Cellular component (GO): ribosome; mitochondrial large ribosomal subunit
Molecular function (GO): structural constituent of ribosome
Source: RefSeq, a predicted model, not a curated record